This is a messenger RNA of Porites lobata, 4691 nucleotides long. Lineage: Eukaryota; Metazoa; Cnidaria; Anthozoa; Scleractinia; Poritidae. The record is from the annotation of a GenBank genome assembly.
AUGGCUGAGUCCGAAACUACGGAUUCGAAGAAAGUGGAACAUGAAACCAAUACCGGUAGGUGACUGAAAAGGUAACGGAGAGAGAGAGAAAAAAGGAAAAAUAAAGGGAAUGUAGGAAGGAUGAGGGAAUGGAGUGUUUAAUCGGUUUCAAUUUAUCGCCCGGGCAGAUGACUUGAUGAAUGCGUAGGCAAAAAGAAAGAGCUGAGCCAUGAAGCAUUCAUCUUGGUUAAAGCAUUUUUUUGUACUUUUGUGGUAAACUUAAAACCAUCUUUAUGGCGAUUUGAGACGUGAGACACAAGGCCAAAGUAUGAUUUCAAAUGGAAUUAUUGUCUGGUGAAAUGAACUAUCUUAACCCAUCAUUUUUCUCCUACCUUUACGCCCUCAGCGGAAAACGUCAAAGGAAAAAAAAGAGUGCGAAUAAAUGAGGAUCCAGUGCUCCACAUAGUUGAUGACUCUAAAAGUAGCAGGGUGGCCCGAGUGCCUUCGUUCUAUAUUGGAAAGCCGCUGGUUGAUUUUGAUGGAGGCUUUGCAAGUGUAAGUAGAACUCAGUUGUUGACAUCUAAACUUUCAGUUACGUUAAGAGGCGAGUGUACUCAGAAGUAAAUGUAUAACAGCUUAGUGGCAUGAUAUGCAUCCUUUGAUAGAGUCAUUUAUUGAAGGCAUGUGAAGGAUGUUCUUAAACAAGGUGGUGAGUAUUGACAACGAUUUUCCAGUUGGCUGUGCAAGGUUCUACCGAAUUUGGUCCCCUUGGAACCAACAAAGCCUUCUGAAGAAAGCUGCAGCUCUUUUAGCCAAAUCAGCCCCUACUCACAUUCUCAACUGAAUUGUAUAUCUAACAAAUAUUUAACUUUUGACGUUUGACCCUACCUAGCGUUUUCUUUUGGAAGAAUGUAUACGCAAGGUAGGGAACCCUUUAAUGUUUUAUUCUUUGUAUCUGGGACUUUUCAAGAAAUAUUCACUAUACCUCGGUUUUUUUCAGCGGCCUUCCAUAGACACUUUUUUGGUGGUUAGCCGUCGUGGAAAUUCCAGUGCAGAUCACGUGUUCCGAUUCAACAAAGCAAAGUCACUGUGUCUUUUUGGACCUCUAAAUCCCAUCAGGAGAUUUGCAAUUCGCCUGGUCACUAACAAGUAUCCUUUUAAACAAAGGUCAACAUAUUCUAAAAAUGUAAAUGCCAAUGUACCCUGCGAGCAGUGGUUUGUCGAGGCCGGACGCCACUAUUCGUAAUGCCAGUGUAACUCUCACUGCAGAUGUAAUAUAAAUAUAACACUUGAGCAAUCGUUCAAUGCAAGGUUGUACUUUCCAGAUCGAAGUGGAAACACCUCUGGACCGCGAAUUACGAAUGAUACUAAACACAGACCACAAUGUUUGGGCAACGCAGUUUAUUGACUAGCAGAAGAGACUCGGGAUCAAUAAAAUAAACCGCUGAGGGUGGAGUGGGCGGGGAAACGUUGACUUGCUCCUCACUGAAUGAAAGAGGCAGCUACUACUGACAGCUAAGGGGCUUGUUCUCUAUUGGUAAUUACCCAUCAUCACUUCGGGUGAUUUUGGUACUACUGUGAAUAGUGUCUAGAGUUGUUAGGCGUGUGUUCAUAUCACCGUGCCAUCCUUGUUUUACUGCCUUGGAGUUGAAUGCGUUUAAUGGAUCUAUUUAGAGGUUUUAUUAAGUGUAACCAUUCCAAUCAACCUGAUUAUUGUUCUCCUCCCUCUUUUUCCCAUAAAUCAAAACAUGAGUUUAGAUAUGACUGGUCAAAAUAAAAUAAAACGAUCCCUUUGAAUGGUACCGUAACCUUACUCAUUUACAGUUUGAAUCUGUGUUUGAAGCAGAUUAAUCUUCCUUAACUUUCAUUUUAGAUAUUUUGAGUCAUUUGUUAUUCUUACCAUUCUAAUAAACUGUGUUUUUCUCGUACUUGAAAAUCCACCCGAUGAAGCUGAGUAAGUAAACCGAAACUUAGUUACUUUUAAAACUCAGAGAUUAGCUUCUUAGUGAUAUCCACGCGAUCGCGUUCAAGUAUAUAUUGGGAAUUCAAAAUACCAAAGAAUAAUUUGCUUUUUAAUAUAGCCUGCUUAUACGACCGUUUCUCAUCUCGCAUCUCAGAAAUUCCCAGCAUUUUCAAGCAUUUUUAUUGUUGCCUUCUAACUGAAAAAAAUACCAAGUGCUACAUUUCCAUUUUUCUUGUCCUCGUCUAAUUUCUUGUUUUCCUUUGCCUGUUUUCAUGUUUGAUGCAAAUUAAAGAAUCGGGCCUGUUAUCUCUUAAAAGUUCAUGUUUAAGGCAUGACCCGAAGAGAAAAGUGAAAAGCCAAAAGCCUAAUUUGCACCAAAAAUCAGCUUUUAAAGAAUCGUAAUUUUUUGAUUUUCAAAAAAAUAUACUUUUUCAACAGCAUCAAACUUGGACACAAAAUUUAACAUAAAAACUUGUUUGGCCGCCAAAAUGUCCGUUUAAACUAUUGUUCGACAUCUAAGGCUUGAAGGUUUUUGCCGUCACGUGACAAAUAACAUCGCUUUUAAUACAAGUUGUCUUCGCGGGGUUUUUUGACGCGAAGAGAAAAGUGAAAUGUAACCACUUCCCGAAGUUUUUGAUAUGCUCCAGUAUUUUGAAACGAUUUUACCUUCACUGGAAAGCCUUUGAUCUUCUUAACAAGAUGAGGUAUAUUUUAGGGGUGGUGGCGCUGCUGUUGGCCUGUGACGUCACCAACAAUGGUCACCAUCUUGGCCGUCAACUUGGAUUUUACCGAGAAUUAGAAAUCAAACAUGUAUUUUGACCCAAAAUUGGCUUGACCACCUGCUACUUAUGCCGUCAUAUCUCGUAACCGUAGCAACUGACCAUCACUAAACUUGUCUCAAAAUGUGUGCGAGGGAUGAAUGAACAACUACUGAAAACGUUAGGUACUGAUGGAAAUAACUCACAAAAAUCUAAUCAAAAUAUAAUCAAACUACGAAGGAUAAUAGGCUUUGCAUUUUUGUGGAUGCAAUGAAAUAGAAGACGAAGUUCACUUUCUUUUUCAAUGUCCUACAAACUCUAUGAUUAGGAAUAAAUUUUACUAUAAAGUCAAGACUCUGAUUCCAAAUAUUACCUAGUUACCUAUAAACGGUUUGAUCAAUGAACUGAUGAACUCUUCUAAUUCCUUUAUCAAUAUACAGCUGAAUAUACAAUUCAUAAAAUAUAUUUCAGCUUGUUUUGAUGUUCGUGACAAAUUAUUAUCAAAGUAACGCAAUUGCCCUGUGUCGUAAUUUUGAUUCCUAAACAUAGCUUUUUCAAUACUGUAUGCGUUUGUAUGGUCACGCAAAUAAAGCUCGUUGUUUUUGUUGUAUUGUAUAGGGUAGUGGCCGUGUUUUUUGGUGUUUUAUCGCUUUUAUCUUUGUCUGGUGCAUAAGCUAAUGCUGGAGAAACGUUCUUUUUUACCAGGUACGUAUUCAGUGGAAUCUACACCAUGGAGAUGGUUAUGAAGAUUUUGUCGCGUGGAUUUAUAUUUCAUACCCACGCAUACCUUAGAGAUGGAUGGAACUGGCUUGAUUUUAUAGUAGUCCUAUUAGGGUAUGGUAUAUUUAACAGCAGAUAUAAUGAACAACGUGUUCCUUAAACAGCGGAUUUGUAGAAGACUGUAAGGCCGUGGUUGUCAUAACCUUAGGGGUGGUUUACUCGUACGGGCAUAAGCGCUGAUAACAUCUUUCUCCAGGUGAACUCCAAUAUAAAAGUGACUGGGAUGUUCAUCGUCUCGCUUAGGGGUAUAAAUUGCAUAUUUUGGUCUCACUUAAGAUGUUUGGGACCGAAAGUCACCAUUUAUAUUUGCUCGUUCAGGUAUCUCUUAGGGCUGUGCAUAACAAAAUUUACAAAAAAUGCGGUUUUGUCUGUUUUAGUAUGGUCUUCUUUAGAGGUCAGUUAACGUUUACGCUUAAGCCACACCCACGUUGGUCUCCCUUAGAGGUUUAGUUUUCACUUUCCGAUGAGCAUCCCCGUCGCUUUUAUAUCGGAGUUAGCAACUGGGCAUCUUCCACCAAUGAUAAAUUCGAAUACUUGUGUAAUAUUACAAUCUCUUAUAAUACCUAUAGAGACUCAACUAAGCCUAUUUUCAAAGAAAGUUAUCGUUCAAGAAAAAACGAGAAAAAUGUUCUUUGAGCGAUGAAAUUGACGUUGCAUGUUCAAGUUAUCACCUCUUAAAAAAACCGACUUUUGUAGAUGAAGUUUUUAUUCCCUUGUUAAGGAAGCACCAGACAGGAGAAACUUUGAUUUCUUCAGGUAUAUCACCAUGGCACCAAAUAUCGCUAACUUGACGGGAAUCAGAACAAUUAGAGUGCUUCGCGCCUUGAGGACCAUCUCUACCUUGAAAGGUAAAUGUAGGUGUGUAGCUCAAGUUACGUACAUAGUGAGAAGAUGUAUUUAAAACCCCGAUGUGGCAUAUAAAACACGUAGCAGUGACGUAGUGACAUUGUAUACUUAUAACUAAUGGGAUAUCCUUUUUACCUCAUUUGCUUUAAGGUCUCCGUGCAGUGGUGAAUACAUUAUUGUCUUCUCUGAAGCUGUUGAGUGAUGUCCUGAUUUUGUUUAUAUUCUUUCUCGGUGUCAUGGCGCUUAUUGGACUACAGCUGUUUUCUGGACAACUGAGAAACAAGUGUGUUCUUGACAUUCAGUAUGCUAAUAGUACAGAGAACAAACAGGAGCGAGCUCUAAACGAAAGUAAGACACGCAUCUGA